UUCGCUGUUGUAACGCCAGUACGUAGUCUAAUGUGAGUUGGAACGAUCGUGUAACGCAUCCGAUAUUGUUAUUACAAGUGAAAACGGAGCUUAAAUCUAAUAAACUUAGGACCAAAAUGUGCUUAUCGUUAUAGUGUUUUGUAUAUUUUUGAAGGUGACAUCUUAAAGGAUAAAGAUGGUGAAGCUGACUGUCAUCUUGAUCGGUGUAUUGGCAAUUCAUUUUAUCAAUGGCGCACCAAACGAAAAGGUCAAGGAUUUGCACAGAUCAGGACAUCAUGAACCAAAACUAAACGACGAGAGUUACUCAGAAGUCGAGAACGACGAGGGCGAUAGCAAGAGGGAAACACAGAGACAAAAAAGAUGGUACAAUAACUUCCCUUAUACCCCAUCCUACGUUAGACCUUAUGACCAAGGCUCCGAGUUGGAAGACAAUUUGUCAUAUAUAAGGUUGCGUUUACAAGAAAUACUGGACAUGGCAAAAUCACCGCCCCCUCCACCACCUCCGCCAGCCUUCUACCCGGUUUACGUUCCAAUAUACAUCCCGCAACCGCAAUGCGGAUGCAAUCCCACCACUACCGAGGAACCUACGACAAAAGCGCCUACAAUAAAACCUACCACGACCACACCCAACGAAACCGUCCCAAAUCUGCACGAAAGACUGCCAGAAAUGGAAGACGAACGUCAAAAUUGGGGAAUUUUAGUUAACAAUACUUUAUCCGAUUAUGAUGAUGAUGAUGGAAGCAGACCUAUUUCAUUAACGCCUAUUAUACCUGGCGACGACGAUGGAAUACCAGCUCCUCCCGUAGAACAUGGAAGCAAACAAGCCGAUAUAAACGAUGUUGAAACUUCACUACUACUACAACAAACUACAACUGCCAGUCCUGUUAUAUUCGAAGAACCUUCAACGCCUGCGGGUCGGCCUGAUGCUUGUGACAGUGCAAUAAUGAGCUGCUGCUUCGGACUGGACAGAACGUACAAAUGCGUGCAAUCACGAGGUUGCCGGGACCGUUCUAUAGGUCCAAACCCUUGCAAUCGACAAACCGUACUUAGUGUCUUGUCACGGGUUCAAAGUUACUACGGUUGAACAUUUAGCUUAUAACAAUUGAUAGUCAUUAGUUUAUUUUAUGUAUGUAUAAAUAAGUCAAUGAAAAUUAAACGGUUUCUACGUUAUUAUUGUCACGUUAAUCAUGCAAAGAUUAAAUAAAAUUUGAAUUUAUGUCAAAGCUAUUUCAAGCUACCGAUGAAAAAAUCAUUUGAAUCCAAUUUGAAAUAAAAAGUACAAUUUUAAAUUAGCCUAAAAUUCAAAUAUAUUGUAAAGCUUAAAAUUUUAUUUAAGACAUACUGGCUUAUGCACUAUUUACAAUCAGUGUCAUGAAGAUGCUGCAAUUGGGGACAAAAUGGAAACUUUAUGUAGAUGGCGCCAGCGGCAACAAUUCUUUCUGUUUGUCUUUCUUUAUCUGUCAAAGUUUUUGCACGCAAAUGCUUUGAAUGAAAGACAAUAGGCAAUGACUUUUAUUAUCACCGUGUUAACAGCUUUUAAGCCGAUGCCGAUCAUGCGACAUCUAUAGUUCGAAAAAAGCAGUUUUUCCCUCCAUUGAAGUUAAAUCAAACAGUUUCAUAUUUGUCCCCAAUUUACAUCAUGAUUAUUACAAGAGGUGCCAAAUGUAACAUUAAUAACAAUAAAAUCUAGUUUUUAUAUUCUGUAAAUAUUGUGCAAUUGCGUUUUAAAACAUAUAUUUUGUAAAAGGAAAAACGUUUUGAAAAAAAAACAAUUAUAUAUUUCGAUGUUUGCUACUAGCAUGGCUUUAGCUUCGCAUAUUAUAUGUAUUCAUUAUUUAUUGCUCAACGAUAAAUUAAAAAUGAAAUAUUAAAAAUAAUAUAAAAAGUGUGGUGUACUUUAAACCCCUUAAACGAUGUUAUCAUAUUAAGAUAUCAAUUGUCCUGUUUGGUACAAAAAAAGUGCACCCAAUUUAAGAUACAUAUUUUUUACACGAUGACGUAGUUUAAAAUAUAUAAAUCAAUGCUUUAUC
Messenger RNA from Papilio xuthus (Asian swallowtail), 2030 nucleotides. RefSeq lists its product as uncharacterized. The transcript has 2 exons. Lineage: Eukaryota; Metazoa; Arthropoda; Insecta; Lepidoptera; Papilionidae. The record is from RefSeq and is a predicted model, not a curated record. Bases 176 to 1084 code for a protein of 302 amino acids.